Messenger RNA from Alternaria burnsii, 396 nucleotides. RefSeq lists its product as uncharacterized. NCBI's taxonomy places the organism in Eukaryota, Fungi, Ascomycota, Dothideomycetes, Pleosporales, Pleosporaceae. The coding region runs from base 1 to 396 and encodes 131 amino acids. The transcript is spliced from 2 exons. The record is from RefSeq and is a predicted model, not a curated record.
AUGGCAAAAAUCGGCGUCCUUUGCCUAUUUGCCUUGGGUUUUCUUGCUAGUUUUGCAACGAUCAUCCGCCUUGUAUACUUCGCUUCCAACACUAGCACCAAGGACUACCUAAAUAACGCUGCCACUCUGGGCAUGUGGACGUUUGUGGAAUUAGGCAUUGGCAUAGUAGGCAGCUCUAUCGCCACUUUGAAACCCCUGUUUCGCAAGUCACUGUUCAGCAGUUGUUCAUCACAAGCCGGACGACCAAGUAAUAUGGGUGGUUCGGCUCAGUCGCACCAGCUAGACGACUAUACGCAUAGCUAUAAGUCUGCACGUAUUUCAGCACUUAAGCAAGAAGAGGCAGAGUACUCUAAGAGGACGUCGGAUGCGGAAAGCCAAAUACGUAUGCUAGAAUAG